AUGUUGUCAUCCAUCUUCGCCUUAGGUCUCUUACCCCUGGCCGCCCAAGCGGUGCCCACGCCGGACGCUCCGGGUGUCCCAAGCAGUUCAUUCCAGCUGUAUGCGUAUGGCGAGGGCUUCGGUGGCCUGUCAGUUUUCUACUGGAAUGGCCUCGCGUAUUUGGGCGACGCCUCUCUCGCCAACGACACCGAGGCUGCCGCAGUCCUAUGCAAGAGCAGCAGUGAUUCCACCAGCAUGGUUGGGAUCCCAGUGACCACCCCUGGCCAGGCGACCCCGUCUUGGUCUGGCGUUACAUACUAUAUCCCCAGCGACACUGCAACAACUCACCAGACAGGUUUCGUCUCUGGUGAGGCGACUACCGAGGACCUGACAACCGGGUUUGUCUUCUAUGGCAACACAGCUGCCUGGGCGACCAGCAGUGGGAAGCUCCAAACUAAGUGGUUUGCCACGCCGUACGAAAAUACCAACAUCUGGCUCCUCAACUGGGAUCCUAGCACCGACAGCUCAGACAACAAGGUCCAGGUGACGCUCAGGAGUGUAACGCCAUCGACCCCUCCACCUAACCCGCCCGGGCCUGGUAACCCUGGCAGGAGCACCGACAGCCAGAAGCCUCACCCGGCGUCAUGA
This is a messenger RNA of Neoarthrinium moseri, 627 nucleotides long. RefSeq lists its product as uncharacterized. The transcript has 3 exons. Bases 1 to 627 code for a protein of 208 amino acids. The record is from RefSeq and is a predicted model, not a curated record. NCBI's taxonomy places the organism in Eukaryota, Fungi, Ascomycota, Sordariomycetes, Amphisphaeriales, Apiosporaceae.